AUGAACGAAGGGCACGACACUUUUCUGCAGGCGUCGUCGCCCAUCGACUCGGCUCUUUUCUUCGUCUUCGCCGCCUUCGUCCUCAACGUCAUCGUCGUCAUAGGUCAGUGUCUUCUCAAAGUUAUUCCGGGCAAAUUGUUGCAAUUUGACCUGAAACACUAGCAGUGUAACUAGCCGCUGCAAAUCCUUGUUGAACUUUUGGAUAUUUUUGGAGGCCAAAGCUUGCCAUGAUUUUCAAAAGACUAUAGGACUAUUAUCGGGAUAAAAUUUCGAAUAUCCGGUGAACUUUUUCAAAAUUUUCCUCAUUCUGUUUCGGAGCACGUGAGCCCCAACCACAGCUGUUUCACAUCAUUUUGAUGUUUUAUGACAGUUCUUCCGGCUUUAUUUGAUGUAUUUGCUUCAGAUGUUUCUCAUACAGAUCUUUUUCAAUCUCUAGAUUUUUUCCGAACCUGUUUCGUUGUAUGAAGCGGAUAUUCUUCGACUUUGAAAACUUUUUUUUUUGAAAAUUGAUAAUCGCGAAAAAAAAAAAUUAAAAAUUGAAUACCUUUUUGGAGCUACCCAAGACUUGUUUGAACGCUCUUUUAAACUGAGGCUGAAGUUUAAAGAAAGUCAUGAAUUUUUGAAAAGAGAAAAAAAUAAUCUUAAAAUGUUUUCGGUCCUGUUUCAUGACUGUAAUUCUAAAUUCCGUUAAAAAAUUAAUUUAAAAAAAUAUUCACGCUGAAUAAAUGAAUAAAAGUUUGUUGAAGGAAUUUUAAUUAUGAAAGGAAACAAAUCUGAGAACCAUCUCCCAGGACCGAAUUUAAGAUUUUUUGGCUAUUUUUCCAUUUAAAAAAUUGAGCAUGACUUUGUUCGACGCAAAUAAGAUUGAACCGAACAAAAAAAAAUUACAAAUACAUUCGUAAAAAGGACGGAUUUUCAAAAUUCGGUCGUGUCUUAGACUUGCUGGGGUUGGUCAAAAGUUACUUUUUCAAGCUUAAUAUCUAUCUCUGAUUGUUUCAAAUGUGUUUAUCUCGUUUUCAAAGAAAAUUAUGCCGUGUUCAACUUGAUUCCGCGAAAUGCAAAAUGAUCUCUGACUCUCCAAAAUUUAGUGAUCUUUUCCUUUCUCUGACGGAUACUUUGCAUUUCGCGGAAUCAAAUUGAACACGGCAUUAUGCCCAAAAAACCAUCUCACUGUAUGUCGAAUCCUAACUUAAACUGUGCUUUAACGAAUGCAAAAACGGUGUCCUCUAGCUACUGCGGUUCUGAUUUCAAUGAAAAAAUGGAGAAAUUUUUAUGAAACAUUUCGAAAAGUUGUGAUUUUCAGUGGCGUUCUGCUACUUCGACCCGUCGCCGCACGAGCCUGCGCUGCUCUUCCGGACGUAUCACACCCUGCGGAGGCUGAGUCGGAUGAGCCGACGCAACGGCGACCUCCGGGUACGCAUGUCCAUCAAGUCGGACGACGAGUCCAACGAUACUCCGGCAACCGUUCUCUACGUUUGAUCUUUCCAGAAGUGA
This is a messenger RNA of Caenorhabditis auriculariae, 1494 nucleotides long. Lineage: Eukaryota; Metazoa; Nematoda; Chromadorea; Rhabditida; Rhabditidae. The record is from the annotation of a GenBank genome assembly.